GAAAUUUCUUCACCAGUAUCCUCCCCACCCAUCUUCCUGGGGUAUUUGUACCAAAAGCCAAAUUUGAACAGUCCUGUUCUUCAUGCACCACUACGAAAGAAAGUUGUUGCAAAAUUCAAGGCCUUAAUUCUGUGUAUUCGAGGUAAAGUGUUAAUUUGUAUACAAACCAAUGCUGCAUCCUUUGACGUCAUCAAUGCUAUUUUAUUUCUUUCCAAGAUAUUCUUGGUUGUUUUGUUUUUUGUUGUUUGUGUGGAAAAUGUGCUUUGAAGCAAUUUUUCAGGUCGAUAAAAGCUAACCAGCCAGCCAAUUUCAGCAUAGCAUGGUAAAUUCCAACAUUGCAAAGUUCAUCGUCAUGUGAGCUGAUUCCUCUGUGUUGUAGACUCCGUGAUUCAAAUCAUUUCGAUAACCUUUGGCGUACAAAGACCACUCUGGGUUAGCCAAAAAGAUCUUGCCACUUGCAAUGGUCCAGUAUGUCAUGCUGUCUCGGGACAGGGUCUGUUUUGUGUUUGGCCUGAAUUCUGUAAAGAAUGGAAAGAAGACAGUCUCGGAAGUUCCAUAUUCAAAUUGUUGUGAUGGCUUUGUUGCCCAAAGUGCAAGCGUUAAAGCCUUUCCAGUUUGUAUAGCAAGGGAGGCAGUGCAAUGUGAAGGAAAAAAGAACUGCAGGGAUGCUUGA
This is a messenger RNA of Porites lobata, 673 nucleotides long. NCBI's taxonomy places the organism in Eukaryota, Metazoa, Cnidaria, Anthozoa, Scleractinia, Poritidae. The record is from the annotation of a GenBank genome assembly.